Messenger RNA from Helicoverpa armigera (cotton bollworm), 576 nucleotides. Its product is annotated as anaphase-promoting complex subunit 13. The record is from RefSeq and is a predicted model, not a curated record. The coding region runs from base 142 to 354 and encodes 70 amino acids. Gene Ontology annotation, cellular component: anaphase-promoting complex. Lineage: Eukaryota; Metazoa; Arthropoda; Insecta; Lepidoptera; Noctuidae. The transcript is spliced from 3 exons. Gene Ontology annotation, biological process: protein K11-linked ubiquitination.
UCGUACUAUAGUUUUAUAAAAUGAAGAUCACUCGAUAUAAAAAGGUCCAGAAAUACUUAAAGUUCUACUACAAUAACUUUGGUUUCCACCAGCCGUAUCAAGUUUUGCUGGACGGCACAUUUUGUUUUGCUGCUUUCAAAAAUGGACAGCAAGUACCGGCGCAAUGGUCGUCUGAUCGACAUUGUGGACGAGGAGUGGCGGGCUGAGCAGCUGCCUCAUGAGGACAUCCAGGUCCCGCUGGAGGAGCUGCCCGACCCUGAAGCUGAUAGUGCUGACUCUCAUCUCACGCUUAAGGAACAGAGUAUGCGCUGGCAAGAGAAUUUCCCGGAGCCCGCUAGCAAUAAUCAAAACUAGGAACAAAUAAACAUAAGAGAACAAAUCCCAAAAUAUUUGAACUCACAAGCUAAAUUAUUGACCACAAGAUGUAUAAUAAUAGAAACAGAGAAAAUUGCAAAAAAGACCCAUGGAGCCCUAACUAUAUUGAAGCAAUUUGGCAUACAUGAAUGUAAUCAUAAGGAGCCUAUUGGAGGUUCUAACUGUAUAUUGUCUAUGGUAGGUCGGAAGAAUGACAAGCAC